Molecule: messenger RNA, 2652 nt
Organism: Clunio marinus
Lineage: Eukaryota; Metazoa; Arthropoda; Insecta; Diptera; Chironomidae
Source: the annotation of a GenBank genome assembly
CAUCUUUCCAACAGUUGCAACGUCAACAUUUUUCACACCAUUCAAACUGUUCUGUCGUUGGAGAGGUUCAGUUCUCAAACUUCUAUGGAAGGAUUUAAUUAUUUAUUGGUCACUCUUCUAUUUAUUGAAAUGUUUAUACAUAAUUCUCCCAUCAGAUGCUGAAAGAGAAGUUUUUAAGAACAUUUCCAAUUACUUUUUCGUGUUUAAAGACAAAAUUCCGAUUGCUUUCAUACUUGGAUUCUUUGUCACAAAUGUCAUGACGAGAUGGUGGGAUCAAUAUAUGUCAAUUCCAUGGCCAUACUCAAUCGCUGUUUAUGUUUCAAGUACAGUGCAAGGAUACGAUGAAGUUGGUCGUGCAAUGCGAAGAACUAUUAUGCGGUACGUUUGCUUAAGCCUCACGAUGGUUCUUCGAGUUCUCUCACCACGAGUUAAAAAUCGAUUUCCUAAAAUGAAUGACUUGAUUGGGGCUGGUUUACUAAACACCAACGAGCUUGAAAUAAUCGAACAAUUGGACAGCAAAUUUCCUUAUUACAGUAAGAAUUUCUUACCAAUUGUUUGGGCUGCCAGCUUAGUGAAUCGUGCACGUGAUGAAGGAAGGAUUAAAGACGACUAUGCAGUGAAAACUUUGAUUGAAGAACUGAAUAAAAUUCGUUCAGGAUGUGGCAAUUUGAUGAUAUACAACAGCAUUUGCAUUCCUUUGGUUUACACUCAAAUCGUGACAGUUGCCGUCUAUUCACAAUGUCUUGCUUCUUUAAUGGGCUAUCAAUUUAUACGCAUUGAAGAUCCAAACACACAUGACGAUAACUUCUUGCUAAAUUUUUUUCCAAUUUUCAUAACGAUGAAAUUUAUUUUUUACAUGGGUUGGUUGAAAGUCGCUGAAACGAUGUUGAAUCCCUUCGGUAAUGAUGACGACGAUUUUGAUGUGAGUUAUUUAGUUGAUCGGAAUCUUCAAAUGUCAUAUUUGAUUGUUGACUACAUGCACAAAGAUCACCCGGAAUUGUUGAAAGAUCAAUAUUGGUUUGAGAUUCCAAAGUCAUUGCCAGAUCAAGGAAAGCCCACAAAUGUGGAAAUUCCUCGAGAACAAACUGACACUUUCAACAUUGAGAAUAAACAAUUAACACAGAAAGUGUCACUUAAUCGAAUCUCUGAGGAUAAGAAAGCUUCCAACUAUUCAGUGACAAAUACCAAAUCAGUCACUAACACCAAAUCAGUGACAUUCGACCCAAAAUUGAUUCCACAACCUGAGGUCAUCGAUGAAACUUAUUUGUUGAAGAUUCCGGGCGUGGAAGAGAAACAAAGUUCAAUUGAACUUGCAACAGUUAAACUAUUUUCACUUGUUAAACUUCUUUUAUUCCGUUGGCGAGGGUCAGUGCUUAGACUUUUAUGGACACAUUUGUUAGCUUUUUCUAUUUUGUAUUUAGCAACGAUGAUGAUUUUCCUAACAAUACUCACAAAGGAUACACGAAACGAGCUUCAAAAAUAUGCCAGUUAUGUGCAAAUGUAUGAAGAUGAGAUUCCAAUUACAUUGAUGCUUGGCUUCUUUGUUGGAAACGUAAUGAUUCGAUGGUUUGAUCAAUAUAUGGCAAUUCCAUGGCCUUAUUCCAUCGCUGUUCUCGUAUCUUCCAACAUUCAAGGAUACGACGAGGUUGGUCGUGCAAUGCGAAGAACCAUCAUGCGUUACGUCUGUUUAAGUCUCACGAUGGUGUUUCGUGUUCUCUCACCGCGUGUCAAAGAACGUUUUCCCAAAAUGAAAGACUUAAUCGAUGCUGGACUUCUAUACGAGAAUGAAUUGAAAAUAAUUGAAGAAUUAGAUGCAAAAUUUCCACUCUAUAGUAAAAAUUUUCUGCCAAUUGUGUGGGCGUCGUCGCUUGUCAAUCGCGCUCGUGAUGAAGGUCGGAUUAGAGAUAACAUCACAGCAAUGACGUUGAUCCAAGAACUUAAUAAAUUUCGAUCAUCUUGUGGUACUUUGACGGUCUAUAACAGAGUUUGCAUUCCUUUAGUGUACACACAACUCGUCAUCAUCGCCAUUUAUUCAAAGUUCAUCGUUCACAUUUUACUCGACCAAAUUCUUUUAGUCAAUAAAAAGGAAAAUGCUUUCGAAUAUGUUCCUGAAAGUUCAUUUUUCCAAUUCAUUAUUUACAUGGGUUGGUUGAAAGUCGCUGAAACGAUGUUGAACCCCUUCGGGAAAGAUGACGACGAUUUUGAAGUGAAUUACAUGAUUGAUCGGAACCUUCAAAUGUCUUAUUUGAUUGUUGAUGAUAUGCACAAUGAUCACCCGUUGCUGUUGAAAGAUCAAUAUUGGAAUGAGAUGCCUGAAGCCAAUGAUGAGAACGUAAUGAAAUCAAGCGAACCGGUUGACACUUUUAAUGUUGCAUCAGGAAAGUCGACAGAAGUCUCUAAAAAACAAUCAACAGAUGUAGAAGCAGAUCAAAGAAUAAAUGGAAGUGAGUUGAGUCAAUCACGUUUUGAUUUAAUUCCUCAAGCUUCAACCAUCGACAAAUCAUACAUAGAAAGGAUUAAGAAGCAAAGUAUUAUAUUUUCUUAUAAUAAGUCAAAGACAAACAUUAAUCAAACAUUUCAAUCGUUCGAAGAUGAAUCUGACUUCGAUCCUAAUGAAGAAGAUUCCAACUUGAUUCUUAUUUCAAUUUUGUA